This is a messenger RNA of Papaver somniferum (opium poppy), 2353 nucleotides long. RefSeq names its product abscisic acid 8'-hydroxylase 1-like. Lineage: Eukaryota; Viridiplantae; Streptophyta; Magnoliopsida; Ranunculales; Papaveraceae. The record is from RefSeq and is a predicted model, not a curated record. The transcript is spliced from 7 exons. Gene Ontology annotation, molecular function: iron ion binding; (+)-abscisic acid 8'-hydroxylase activity; heme binding. Bases 386 to 1867 code for a protein of 493 amino acids. Gene Ontology annotation, biological process: sterol metabolic process; abscisic acid metabolic process.
CAUGAGCUGGCUUCGGGUAGAGAGAUGGAGAGAUUCCGUAUGUGGGUUUUCUCUAGCUGUCAAAUUGAAGCUAUAAAUAUACAUCAUACUCCACUUUGUUGCUUCACAAAUUGUUUCUACUUCUCUUUUUCCCUCUCUGUUGAUAUUUGGUUACAAACAGAGAGAAUUCAUCCACCUUUCACCUUUGUCUUGCAACAAGUGUGUGGUAGUACUACUAUCUCAACUUCCACAACAACAACACAACAUAACAAAAAAAGAUAAGAGACAAAGCGAAAGUGAAUUAUAAAUUUGUGAUCUCUCUUCGUUCAUAAUCAUAUUGUGAUUGAUUGCAUAUCACUAAACUUGUUUCGUUUUCCAAAUUUUGAUUCAUCUUCUUUUCUCAAGAAUGACUACUACUACGGUUAGUAGUGAACUGCUAUCAUCAUCAUCAUCAUCAUCAUUUUCUUCUUUCUCAGUUCUCUUUAUCUUUGCUUGUAUCUUCAUCACCUCUCUAUUUCUUUUACAUCGUAUCUUCAAAAUUUUGACCUCAAAUGGGAGAAAACUUCCUCUACCUCCCGGUACCAUGGGUUGGCCAUAUAUUGGUGAAACAUUCCAGCUCUACUCACAGAACCCCAACGUCUUCUUUGCUUCCAAAAUCAAGAGGUUUGGGAAAAUAUUCAAGACCCAUGUACUGGGAUGUCCAUGCGUAAUGAUAUCAAGCCCUGCAGCAGCUAAAUUUGUGCUGGUGACACAAUCUCAUCUCUUCAAGCCUACAUUUCCAGCUAGUAAAGAGAGGAUGUUAGGUCCUCAAGCCAUCUUUUUCCACCAGGGGGAUUACCACACUAAACUCAGGAAGCUUGUUCUGAGAGCAUUCAUGCCUGAUUCUAUCCGGAACAUCGUCACUGACAUCGAAUCCGUUGCUCUACAAUCUCUCAAAUCGUGGGAUGGUUGUUUCAUCAAUACUUUCCAGGAAAUGAAAUCUUAUACAUUCAACGUGGCACUACUUUCGAUCUUCGGAAAAGACGAGAUAUUAUAUAGAGAAGAUCUGAAAAGGUGUUACUAUGUACUUGAACAAGGCUAUAAUUCAAUGCCCAUAAAUCUUCCGGGGACACUGUUUCACAAAUCAAUGAAAGCAAGAAAAGAACUAGCUUUAAUUCUAGCAAAGAUAUUAUGUUCAAGACGAAAGAGCGGUGAAGAAGAAGAGCACCAUGAUUUACUUGGAUCAUUAAUGAGAAAGAAAGAAGCAUUGACUGAUGAGCAAAUAGCUGAUAACAUCAUUGGUGUCAUAUUUGCUGCUAGAGACACUACUGCCAGCGUACUAACAUGGAUUCUCAAGUACUUGGCAGAAAAUCCUAAAGUCCUUCAAGCUGUCACUGAAGAGCAAGAAUUAAUAAAGGAAAACUGCAGCAAAAACAAGUUUGAUGAAGAAGAAGAUAAGGAAAAAUAUUUGAGUUGGGGAGAUGCCAAGAAGAUGCCAAUAACUUCAAGAGUUAUUCAAGAGACACUUAGGGUUGCUUCAAUUCUAUCAUUCACCUUCCGAGAAGCUGUCGAAGAUGUUGAAUAUGAAGGUUACACAAUACCAAAAGGAUGGAAAGUUUUACCAUUGUUUAGAAAUAUUCACCACAGCCCUGAGAUCUUCCCAGAGCCUGAGAAAUUUGAUCCAUCUAGAUUUGAGGUUGCUCCAAAACCCAACACAUUCAUGCCAUUUGGGAGUGGAACCCACUCAUGUCCUGGGAAUGAGUUAGCUAAAUUGGAGAUAUUAGUCCUCCUCCAUCAUCUCACCACAAAAUACACGUGGUCUGUUAUCGGGCCACAAAACGGGAUCCAUUAUGGUCCAUUUGCUCUUCCCCAAAAUGGGUUGCCAAUCAGAUUACAUCUCAAGAGUUAGACGUCUCCAGAAUUAUUAAUUUAAUUAACCAUCAAUCCAGAAGAAGCAAAAAUGAGAAGAUAGGAGAGAAACAAAGACUUUUCACGAAGACAUCACAGGCCGGGGGACCCAAGUAGGCAGAGAAGAAAGGGCUGUAACCAAAAAGGCACACCCCUACACGACUCCAAGUGACUACUACUGUACCACGAAAAAGCGAGGAAAUCAAAUUUUGAGAAAAGUAUACAAAGAAGGGAUCAAACCAUAAAAUGUACAAAUUACAAAAGGCCUUUCAGACAAAAAUGAGUAAUAAUGUAAAUAUGAGCUGUACUUUUCCUUCUCUUUCCUGGUCUGCUUCUUGCUUGAAUUGCAAUCCCCCGUUCGAUGUUAAAACGGUAUUUAUUAGGAGAAGCACUAAAUGUAGAGGAGUGACCUCAAAGAAGUGGUCACUAUUUCCUUCAACUGUAUAUAUACAAGUUAAUGGCAAGCAUAGAUCAUUACCCCGUUUUU